This is a messenger RNA of Felis catus (domestic cat), 2397 nucleotides long. It is a transcript of the gene FGF9, whose product is annotated as fibroblast growth factor 9. Gene Ontology annotation, cellular component: cytoplasm. Lineage: Eukaryota; Metazoa; Chordata; Mammalia; Carnivora; Felidae. Gene Ontology annotation, biological process: lung development; cell differentiation; positive regulation of epithelial cell proliferation. Gene Ontology annotation, molecular function: growth factor activity; fibroblast growth factor receptor binding. The transcript has 3 exons. The record is from RefSeq and is a predicted model, not a curated record. The coding region runs from base 539 to 1165 and encodes 208 amino acids.
GAUUUUUUUUUUUCCCCUUGAAGGAUUCAUGCUGAUGUCUGCAGAGUCGGUUAGAGUAAAAACAGCGCAUGCCUUCCUGGAGUCGGGAUCCGUAAAUUCUGACGUAGCCCGUGCAUCUUAAAAAUCCUUAUAAUAACGCCUAGGCAUUUAAGUUGCUAUGGUCAUUCCGAUCUCAAACCAAAUGGAGAAACUACGGAUUUUUUUUCCUUAUUACGGUCGGAUGGGAUGAAGACCUUCCUGCCUGCUAAGAGCUGGGGAUCUAUCCAUAGAGAUACAUAGAUAUGUUUAUCAAUAUGUCAGUGUGUGAGUAUAAAGUGGUGGUUUCUUAGACUAUCAGUGGUUUGACCUUGAACCUGUGCCAGUGAAACAGCAGAUUACUUUUAUUUAUGCAUUUAAUGGAUUGAAGAAAAGAACCUUUUUUUUUCUCUCUCUCCGCAACUGCAGUAAGGGAGGGGAGUUGGAUAUACCUCGCCUAAUAUCUUCUGGGUUCAUACCGUCAUUAUUGUUUAUUGCUGUGGUCCAAAAGCCGAGUCCUCUGAUGGCUCCCUUAGGUGAAGUUGGGAACUAUUUCGGUGUGCAGGAUGCGGUACCAUUUGGGAAUGUGCCCGUGUUGCCGGUGGACAGUCCGGUUUUGUUAAGUGACCACCUGGGUCAGUCCGAAGCAGGGGGGCUUCCCAGGGGACCCGCAGUCACGGACCUGGAUCAUUUAAAGGGGAUUCUCAGGCGGAGGCAGCUAUACUGCAGGACUGGAUUUCACUUAGAAAUCUUCCCCAAUGGUACUAUCCAGGGAACCAGGAAAGACCACAGCCGAUUUGGCAUUCUGGAAUUUAUCAGUAUAGCAGUGGGCCUGGUCAGCAUUCGAGGCGUGGACAGUGGACUCUACCUCGGGAUGAAUGAGAAGGGGGAGCUGUAUGGAUCAGAAAAACUGACCCAAGAGUGUGUAUUCAGAGAACAGUUUGAAGAAAACUGGUAUAACACCUACUCUUCGAAUCUCUAUAAACACGUGGACACUGGAAGGCGAUACUACGUUGCGUUAAACAAAGACGGGACCCCCAGAGAAGGAACCAGGACUAAACGGCACCAGAAAUUCACACAUUUUUUACCCAGACCAGUGGACCCCGACAAAGUACCCGAACUAUAUAAGGAUAUUCUAAGCCAAAGUUGACAAAGACAAUUUCUUCACUUGAGCCCUUAAAAAAAGUAACCACUAUAAAGGUUCCACGCGGUGGGUUCUUCUCGAUUAGCUGGGGGGUCACCCCAGCUCCACUGUUGCCAAACUUUGCCGCAUGCAUGAUGUCCGAUGGAGGCUUGGACGGGAACAUGCUGAUUCUGUUCUGCACUUACAGGCUGGUCCUCCCGGAGGCCGGCCGCUGCCCACUUGCUCGAUUUCUUGUGCGAGGAGGAGAGGGAGACCGAGCGGGGGUGCGAGUGUGUGCGUGGAUGAGUAGCAGGGGGAAUUGAAGAGAGAGGCAGAGAGGACAACGGCCUGAUGCAUGCUGGGAUUUAGACGCGCUUUUACAUUUUUGAUCAGUUGUACUUCAUCCUGUAUCCGCACAGCCAUACUUCGACUCAUCAGGAUUGGGGCUGGUGGCCUUCGCAAGGGCACGCUGCGUUUUCAGAGGUGUGGAGGGUGCAGUCUUACUUCGGAGACUUUUUCAGUUAAUGCUCGCUGGUGCCACCCCAGUGAAUCGAAAGCAAAGACCUCUUAGGCAAAAAACAAAAAAACAAAAAAACAAAUACAAAACAAAACAAAAAAAAAAGUUAAAUUUAUUUAUAGAAAUUCCAAAGGCAACAUUUUAUUUAUUUUAUAUAUUUAUUUAUUAUAUAGAGUUUAUUUUUAAUGAAAUAUGUACAGGCCAGAUAGGCAUUUUGGAAGCUUUAGGCUCUGUAAGCAUUAAAUGGCAAAGUCCGCUACGAACCUGUGGUAAAUUCAUGCAAGUAAAUAACGGUGCAUGGAUGUGAGAAAUUCUAAUGACCCUAAUGUACUAAAGGCGACAAUCUCUUUUGUGCCCGUAUUAUUGUAAACUUAUGCACAUCAUUCAUGACACUGAGUAUUCACUCUUCAGACUGCUUGUUUCAUAGCUUAUCCCAGAGGAUUAAAGAAAAACUGGGUCUCAAACUUUUAUUCUGUGUCUGUAAUAUUUCCUCUCUCAUUAAGUGACUUAUUCCAUCAUUGUAACUUCACGGUUGGAAGAUAUAAGGGUUGGUAUAUAUCCUACGUGUUUAAAUCUAUUGCAGAAUAUACCAAAGCUAAACAAUAACUCUGCUUUUGUUUUAGUUGAUCUCCAGGACAACAGGUCUAACAUCAAACAUUGUACUGAUUUAGAUCCUCAAAAACGGGGGAAAAAAAAAAAAGAAAGCCUACACAGAACAGAUUUUUUUUUUUUUUUAAAGGGA